Molecule: messenger RNA, 606 nt
Organism: Entamoeba invadens IP1
Lineage: Eukaryota; Evosea; Mastigamoebida; Endamoebidae
Product: serine carboxypeptidase (S28) family protein
Exons: 1
Biological process (GO): proteolysis
Molecular function (GO): dipeptidyl-peptidase activity; serine-type exopeptidase activity
Source: RefSeq, a predicted model, not a curated record
ACUGAUUCGAUAUGUAAUGAAAUUAUUGAAGACGUCAAUAGCAAAUACCCUAAUUUUGUUAUUAAUAGAAUGGACCCCGAAUGGGCUGGAAGUACUUGUACCCCCUCUUCUUUGGAUGAGAGUUAUAAAGGACUGAUGGAUACCACUUUAUAUAAAGAUGGAAAUGAUGAGGCGGCUGGUCGGUCUUGGGUGUUCCAAACGUGUAUUGCGUAUGGUUAUUACCAAGUCGUCAGUGAGAAGUCCUCUGUGAAAUUUGGGAAGUUAAACAAGUUGGACGGAAGUAUUAAAAUGUGUCACGACAUAUACAACAUCGACAACCAAACAUUAUAUAAUGCAGUCGAUCAUAUCAAUGUCAGAUACGGAGGUAAAAACCCUAAAGUCACUAAUGUGGCAUUUACAAACGGAGGAACAGACCCAUGGCACGCACUUGGAGUCACUCAACAAGAAGGACAAGACGGUAAUUUAGUCAAUUUGAUUGACAGAACGUCGCACUGCUCUGAUUUGUACAUCGAGAAGGAAACCGACGUCCCCGCACUAAAACUUGCUCGACACAAAGAGCUGAGAUUCUUUGACCAAGUUUUGGCUAAUUUGCCAAAGAAGGAAUAA